Messenger RNA from Cavia porcellus (domestic guinea pig), 5161 nucleotides. RefSeq names its product laminin subunit gamma 3 (gene Lamc3). Gene Ontology annotation, cellular component: basement membrane. The coding region runs from base 32 to 4783 and encodes 1583 amino acids. The transcript is spliced from 29 exons. NCBI's taxonomy places the organism in Eukaryota, Metazoa, Chordata, Mammalia, Rodentia, Caviidae. The record is from RefSeq and is a predicted model, not a curated record. Gene Ontology annotation, biological process: substrate adhesion-dependent cell spreading; tissue development; animal organ morphogenesis.
GGGACGCGGGGCGCAGAGCGGGGCGCGGGCCAUGGCGGCGGGCGCGCGGGUGCUGGGCCUGGCGCUGGCGGCGCUGGCGGGCGCGGUGGCCGCGGGGCGCGCGGGCUCCAGCGCGUGCUACGACGGCGCGGGCCGGGCGCGGCGCUGCCUGCCCGAGUUCGAGAACGCGGCGUUCGGGCGGCGCGCGGCGGCGUCGCACACCUGCGGGUCCCCGGCGGCCGAGGACUUCUGCCCGCACGUGCGCGCGCCGGGCGCGGGGACCCAGUGCCAGCGCUGCGACGCCGCCGACCCCGCGCGCCACCACAACGCCUCCUACCUCACCGACUUCCACAACCCCGACGACAGCACCUGGUGGCAGAGCCCGUCCAUGGCCUUCGGAGUGCAGCACCCCACCUCUGUCAACAUCACCCUGCGCCUGGGGAAGGCCUAUGAGAUCAGCUACGUGAGGCUGAAGUUCCACACCAGCCGCCCCGAGAGCUUUGCCAUUUACAAGCGCAGCCGCCCGGGUGGCCCUUGGGAGCCCUACCAGUUCUACAGCGCCUCCUGCCAGAGGACCUACGGCCGGCCUGAGGGCCACUCCCUGCGGCCCGGCGACGACGAGCGGGUGGCCUUCUGCACAUCGGAGUUCAGCGACAUCUCCCCAUUGAGCGGGGGCAACGUGGCCUUCUCCACGCUGGAGGGCCGGCCCAGCGCCUACAGCUUCGAGGACAGCCCAGGGCUGCAGGACUGGGUCACCAGUACCGAGCUCCUUGUCUCUCUGGACCGGCUCAACACGUUCGGGGAUGACAUCUUCGGGGACCCCAGGGUGCUGCGGUCCUACUACUACGCCGUGUCCGACCUCUCCGUGGGCGGCAGGUGCAAGUGCAACGGCCAUGCCAGCGAGUGUGGCCCCGACGCCGCGGGCCAGCUGGUCUGCCGGUGCCAGCACCACACCGCGGGUGCCGACUGUGAGCGCUGCCUGCCCUUCUUCCGGGACCGCCCGUGGGCCCGGGCCACCGCCCGGACCGCCAACGAGUGUCUGCCCUGCAACUGCAGCGGCCGCUCGGAGAACUGCACCUUCGACCUCGAGCUCUUCCGCAGCACGGGCCACGGUGGGCACUGCCACGGCUGCCGCGACCACACAGCUGGGCCACACUGCGAGCGCUGCGAGGAGAAUUUCUACCGCUGGGAUGCUCGGGCGCCAUGCCAGCCCUGCGACUGCCACCCAGCAGGCUCCCUGCGCCUCCAGUGUGAUGCCUCGGGCAGCUGCCCCUGCAAGCCCUUGGUGACCGGCUGGAAGUGUGACCGCUGCCUGCCCGGGUUCCACUCUCUCAGUGAGGGCGGUUGCAGACCCUGCGCCUGCAGUGCGGCGGGCAGCCUGGGGACCUGUGACCCCCGCAGUGGGAGCUGCCCCUGCAAACAGAAGGUGGAAGGCAGCCUGUGUGACCGAUGUCGCCCUGGGACCUUUAACCUGCAGCUCCACAACCCAGCCGGCUGCAGCAGCUGCUUCUGUUACGGCCACUCCAAGGCGUGCACAGCCGCUGCCGGGUUCCAGGCGCACCACGUCCUCUCCAGCCUCCGCCACGGAGCCGGGGCCUGGCGUGUCAGAAGCACGGGGGGCGCAGAGCACCCUGCAAGAUGGAGCCCAGGUGGGGUCCUCCUGGGCCCAGAGGAAGAGGAGCUCACAGCCCCAGAGCUGUUCCUGGGAGACCAGCGGCUCAGCUACGGACAGCCCCUCACCCUGACCUUCCAGGUGCCCCCCGGGGGCUCCCUGCCACCCACGCAGCUGAGGCUGGAAGGGGCGGGCCUCAGGCUGGCUCUGAAGCCCUCUGACCAGUCAGUUCCCCAGGACGCCGGGCAGCAGGGGCAGGCACAGGUCCACUUCCUCCUGCAGGAGACCUCUGAGGACACGCUGCCUGCACUGCCCGCCUUCCACUUCCAGCGGGUCCUCGCCAACCUAACUGCCCUGUGCAUCCGGACCAGCGGCCAAGGCUCAGGCCUUUCCGGCCAGGUGCUUCUGAGUGAGGUGCGGCUCACAUCGGCUCGGGCCCAGCAGGGCCGGUCCCCACCAGCCACCUGGGUGGAGACUUGCUCAUGUCCCCAGGGCUACACGGGCCAGUUCUGCGAAGCCUGUGCUCCAGGAUACAAGAGGGAGAUGCCGCAGGGGGGUCCCUAUGUCAACUGUGUCCCCUGCACCUGUAACCAGCAUGGCACCUGUGACCCCAGUACAGGGACCUGCCUGUGCGGCCACCACACCGAGGGCCCAUCCUGCGAGCGCUGCCUGACAGGUUUCUAUGGCAACCCCUCCUCGGGCCAAGCCGAUGACUGCAAGCCCUGCCCAUGUCCCGGCCAGUCGGCCUGCACUGCCAUCCCGGAGAGCGGCGAGGUGGUGUGUACCCACUGCCCCCCGGGCCAGAGAGGGCGGCGCUGCGAGAGCUGUGAUGACGGCUUCUUUGGGGACCCGCUGGGGCUCUCUGGAGCCCCCCAGCCCUGCCGUCGGUGCCAGUGCAAUGGGAACAUGGAUCCGAACGCCAUUGGCAACUGCGACCCCCUGUCUGGCCGCUGCCUGCGCUGCCUGCACAACACGACGGGCACAUACUGCGAGCGGUGCCGGGAAGGCUUCUACGGCAGCGCCCUGGCCCCGAGGCCGGCGGACAAGUGCACACCCUGCAGCUGCAGCCCAGUGGGCUCGGUCAGUGAGCAGAUGUCCUGUGACUCAGUGACUGGCCAGUGCCCCUGCCUGCCCCAUGUGACCGGCAGAGACUGCAGCCUCUGUAGCCCUGGCUUCUACAACCUCCAUCCGGGCAGGGGCUGCCGCAGCUGCAUGUGUCACCCACUGGGCUCCCAGGAGAACCAGUGCCACCCUGAGACCGGGCAGUGCCACUGCCGCGCUGGAGUCAUGGGCCUGGCCUGUGACAGAUGUCAGCUGGGUUUCUUCGGCUUCUCCAUCAAGGGCUGCCGGGCUUGCAGGUGCUCCCCGCUGGGUGCCACCUCAGCCCAGUGCCACGAGAACAGUACGUGUGUGUGCCGGCCCGGCUUCGUGGGCUACAAGUGUGACCGCUGCCAGGACAACUUCUUCCCCGCAGAGGGCGGUGCACACUGCCAGGAGUGCCCGCCCUGCUACGGCCUGGUGAAGGAGGAGGUGGCCAAGCUGAAGGCCAGGCUGGCCCUGAUGGAGGAGUGGUUGCAGGGGUCUGACUGUGGCUAUCCCUGGGGGCCACCAGACAUUCUGCAGGGAGAAGCCCCCGGGGGGAACGGUGACCAGGGCCACCACCUGCUGCCAGGGCCACAGGACGCCCUCCUGGGGCAGCUGAGAGGCCUGGAAGGUGCUGUGAAGGCCUCCCGGGAGCGGCUGCAGGCCCUGAUUGAGGCUUCUGGCUGUGCCCAGGCUGGAACCGCGAAGACCUGCACUCAGCUGGCUGACCUGGGGGCAACCCUGGAGUCUUCACAAGAUGAGAUUCUGAACGCAGCCAGCAUUCUGACAUCUUUGGCGACUCUCCAGGAUGGGUCCAGCCAGCCCUCCAACUGGAGCCAUCUGGCUGCAGAGGCCCGCGCCCUCGCCAGGGGUCACAGGGACACUGCCGCCGAGAUCAAAACCACCGUGCACCGUGCCCUGCUUGCCUCCAAUACCAGCUCCUCACUCCUCUGGAAGCUGGCGGAUGGCAGGGCGGCCUUGGAGACCCAGCAUGACCUGGAGGACAGGUACCAAGAGGUCCAGGCGGCCCAGAGAGCGUUGGGCACAGCCCUGGCACGGGAGCUUCCCAAAGCCAGGAGGGUGCUGGCCUCUGUGCAGCAAGGCACGGACAACUCGACCUUGCUGCUGGCCUCCCUGGCCACCGCUGGAGCCCCGCCUCUGCAGUCGCAGGCUGGGGACCUGGACUUCAGAGUGCAGGUCCUGGAGCAGAAGGUGGCAUCGAGAGAGCGUGCGGCCACCAAGGCUACCAGGGCCCUCCAGGCCUCCGUCCAGGCAGCACUGCAGAGGACGGAGCCCCUCACACAGCUGCGCCAGGAGGCCACAGCCGCCCUGGCCAGGGCUUCCUCCUCUGUCCAGGCUGCCUCGGUGACUGUGAUGGGAGCCAAAGCCUUGCUGGCUGACCUGCAAGGAAUGAAGUUGUGGUUUCCUCGGCCCAAGGACCAGGCUGCGCUGCGGCGGAGAGCAGGUGUGAUCAGGGACCGGCUCCUGGCGGACACAAGGAAGAAGACCCAGCAGGCAGAGAGGAUGCUGGGAAACUCGGUUCUGCUCUCCUCCAGCACCAGGAAGAAGAGCAGAGAGGCGGAGCUGUUGGCCAAGGAUGGUGCCAAGCUCGCCAGGGCCUCGCUGCAGGAUGGGAAGCAGGGGCACCGCCGUGCCCGCCAGCUGGCCAGCCAGACACAGGCCACCUUCACACAGGCCUCACAGCUGGUGCUCACCUCGGGGGCCCGCAGACGGAAGCUGGAGGAAGCUGAGCAGGUGGGCACUGGGCUGAACACGGUGGAGCAGCAGAUCCGGGAAUCGCGCAUCUCCUUGGAGAAGGACAUUGAGGCCUUGUCCGAGCUGCUUGCCAGGCUGGGGACCCUGGACACCCACGAAGCUCCCAGCCAUGCCCUGAAUGAGACCCAGCAGGUCCUGGACAGCUUGAGGCUUCAGCUGGGCUCCCAGGGGGCACUGCAGGGGAAACUGAGGCUGCUGGAACAAGAGUCCGAGCAGCAGAGGCUACAGAUUCAGGGCUUCGACAGUGACCUCGCCGAGAUCCGAGCUGACAAGCAGAACCUGGAGGCCAUUCUGCGCAAUCUGCCUGCCCACUGUGCCAGCCCGAAGUGGUGAUUUGCUUGGAGCCAGGCCCUCCGGGAUCUGAAGGGGCCUGGGUCCUGGGGGCCUCAGACUGGCCACAGAAACUCCUGAUGCCCUCACUCACUGCCCAGCCUGUGAUGGACACUUCCUGACCUAGCCCUGCUGCCCCAUCUGUCACAAAGGAGGCCGCAAGGUGUGGAAACCUAGCCACCGUUCCUGUCUGUCCUGCCCAGGAAUCACCCUGCGGUCAGGUGCCUGGCAGCCUCCCUGGCAUUUCCUCCUCCCUUUCCCGGGCCGCCUUCUCCCCAGCAGCAGGGCCUUGGCCCGGUUCCUCCUGGCUCCCGGCCCCACUUGGGUGAACAGGUGGUAAUGUGGACCAGUUCUCAUGCGGAAUAAAGGACUCUUUCCUGA